AUGCACUACGACAAAUACGCCUUCACCAACAACAACGAAAUGACCAUCAAGACGAAAGAUCCCUACUACGAAAAUCUGAUUGGCCAGCGGAUGACCGCGAGCCCUCAAGAUAUUCAAAUGCUCGAUAUCAUACCAAAUCAAAACGGCAACUACCUCGCAUACAACAAGUACAACUGGAGCUGGGGCAUUCAAAACGUCGUCGGCGAGAACUACUUCUUUGCCUUGAUCUACGAUGUAUCUCUCUGCCCAGAAGACAUCAACGGCCCAGAACCAUGGAACGAGUGGACCGGUCAGCAAUGGUCUGCUGUUCCAGGCGCAAAAGCAGAAUGCAUCGAUUGGCUGACUGAGGAUGAGACUGUUCCGGAGAGCAUCAAAAUGCCAGAAAACGAAAAACUCGAGAGAGCUGAAGAAGCAAACGGACUGUGUCCAUCAGAUGAGGAUAAAUUUAUCUGGGAGAUUGACAACUGGAGCUUCGUACUAGCCACGAUUCCUCGAGGAACAGCACUGCGAAAGACCUUCGUCGAUCGAGAAGGUUACACUUUCGAAGCUUCAAUCUAUCCAAAUGGUGCGCUGACCGCCCCAGAUCACAUUUCCGUAUUCUUCGGCGUCGUCGAAGGUGAACAUGACGAUGAGCUCCCUUGGCCUCUCUACGGUAGAUACCUGACUAUGGGCCUUGUCGAACCCACCAAGACCUGUCGGGAUCGAAUGACGCACAAAAUGCAGUUCACUUCGGCCAAAUAUCUCAACGAUUACUACAAGCCAUCUGAAGUCGGCCCAACCACCUACGGCUGGAACACCUUUAUGAGCAAAGAAGAGUUCGCUGCGUAUGAUUUUGUUGACGAGCAAAAUGACAGCGUCAAGUUUGUCUUUUCCGCUGAAGAUGCAACAGGGCAAUAUUUGGAUUGUGACGUUGAAAAGCUUGGAGACUUCAGCAGAUGCUUUUAUCAUCCAGUUGAUAAUGAUCUGACAUUUGACAACAACGGAGUCAUUUCCGGCCGCGGAGUUGUCUCCACCAAAUCUCCACCAAUCAAAAUCUAUGGCAAACGUUGCCUCCAUGUCGAUCUAGAAACAACUGGCUCCGUCACUCUCAGCAUCCAGGGCGAAAACGUGUGGACAGGAGAAGAGUAUCAAUACCUCCUUGAGAAGCGAUUUUUCGAGGGCGACGAGCAUCAGCAUUUUGAUGUCGAGCUCGGCCACGAUGAUGAUUUCUCCGUUGGAUAUCUUCAAUACAUCAAGUUGGAAAUCAUCAAUCACGACAAUGUCGAGACGAAACUUAUUCAAACCAAUUUUGAGCAUGACGACUGCGAGCAUGAUCACGACCAUCAUCUUUAG
This is a messenger RNA of Oikopleura dioica, 1332 nucleotides long. NCBI's taxonomy places the organism in Eukaryota, Metazoa, Chordata, Appendicularia, Copelata, Oikopleuridae. The record is from the annotation of a GenBank genome assembly.